Molecule: messenger RNA, 393 nt
Organism: Heterobasidion irregulare TC 32-1
Lineage: Eukaryota; Fungi; Basidiomycota; Agaricomycetes; Russulales; Bondarzewiaceae
Exons: 5
Coding region: 1-393 (130 amino acids)
Source: RefSeq, a predicted model, not a curated record
AUGUACUGCGGAAUCGACACGUCCUGCGGUCUAAUUCAAAACUCAUCAACACACUAUAUCGCGAUGGCACGUCCGCCUCCACCUGUGAGAACGUGGGUAGAGAUUAAUAUAGAUCAUUCUCCAGGUUUUCUACUAUAUAUUUACCUCUUUGCUGUAUCUUUGGCCAAUCUGGUGAUAGUCUUAGUCGCCCCCGCUGCGUAUACCAACCUCCUUGCAUCGGUCCAGCGCGUGCUGUACGCGAUCUUGCCCUCGCGCAUUCUUCUCAACCUUCGUCAAGCCUCUCGGGUGAACGAGGAGCCGACCUCACACUGGUCCCAAGUGCUUGGUCUCGGGCUUUCCUUCGUGAGAAACGAUCCGGAUGAUGAUCGUGUCGAUCAGGAAGUGGAACAGUGA